Triplophysa rosa is the source of this 1551-nucleotide messenger RNA. RefSeq names its product serine dehydratase-like. Gene Ontology annotation, molecular function: pyridoxal phosphate binding; L-serine ammonia-lyase activity; threonine deaminase activity. The record is from RefSeq and is a predicted model, not a curated record. NCBI's taxonomy places the organism in Eukaryota, Metazoa, Chordata, Actinopteri, Cypriniformes, Nemacheilidae. Bases 31 to 1059 code for a protein of 342 amino acids. Gene Ontology annotation, biological process: L-threonine catabolic process; L-serine catabolic process. The transcript has 7 exons.
AUUAACCAGAGCUCAAGGAAAACUUGAGGCAUGGCUGCUCGCAUCUUACUCUCUGUUAAACCGUUUGCAUUCAAGAAAAUGUUGAGGACAAUGUCAAAGCACGGAUUUCACGUGGUCACACCACUACUGGAAAGCCUGGGAAUGUCCAAGCGACUGGGGACCACCACCGUGUAUCUGAAGAUGGAGAACUCACAGCCCACUGGCUCCUUCAAAAUCCGCGGAGUUGGAUACAUGUGUCAAAAUAUUGCAAAUGUAUCCAAGCCAGCCGGGGUAAUUUGUUCUUCUGGUGGUAAUGCUGGUAUGGCCACAGCAUAUGCAGCAAGAAAACUUAACCUUCCUGCUACUAUUGUCUUGCCUUCUGUGACGCCUAAUCUGGUAGCACAGAAACUUAAGGACCAGGGAGCUACGGUCAAAGUUGCGGGCAAGGUUUGGGAUGAUGCAAAUGCCGAGGCCCUGCGAUUGGCUGAAACUGAAGGUCUUACUGUAAUACAUUCAUUUAACCAUCCUCUGGUCUGGAAAGGUCAUGCCAGUAUUGUGCAUGAACUCAAAGCAUCCUUACCAUCCAAACCUGGUGCUAUAGUGCUGACUGUGGGUGGUGGAGGUCUGUUUUGUGGGGUGAUGGAGGGCUUGGAUGAGGUGGGUUGGGCAGGUGUUCCUGUCCUCUGUAUGGAGACUGUAGGUGCGGACUGUUUCAAUGCCGCCGUUAAAGCUGGAGACCUGGUUACGCUGCCGGACAUUACAAGUAAGGCAACAAGUUUGGGAUCGAAAACCGCAAUCCAGCAGGCGUUUGAGUACAGCAAGCGCUCCACAGUCAUCUCAGAGGUGGUAACAGAUCUACAGGCCCUGGAGGCAAUAGAACUAUUCCUGGAUGAGGAGCGUGUGCUGGUGGAGAUGGCCUGCGGAGCCGCUCUGGCUGCAGUGUACAGUGGUGUUAUCCAGAGACUACAGGAGGAGGGGCGACUUCCUAAACCGCUUGGUCCGCUGGUGAUGAUCGUGUGCGGGGGUGGUGGCAUAAACCGGGCUCUGCUUCAGCACCUACAGACUGUUAUAAGAAAAUAAUCAGGAGAAUAUUUUAUCAUAUAAUUUCUAUCGAAACUUCAAUCUGUCUCCAUAUUAAAUGUUUCUCAAAGGCCGAGUUAUGUUGAAAGCUGUUUUAAAGGGAGCUCAUCCAAAAAUGACUGUCAUCGUUUACUCAAUCUCAAAAAGUUGUUUCAAACCCUUGUGGUUCUGCUGAACACUAUGAAAAGUUAUUUGAAGACGUUUGUAAGCAAACAAUUGUGGGACACUAUUGACUUCCAUAGUGGGAAAACAAACUUUGGUAGUCAAUAGUGCCCCAGAACUGUUUAGUUUCCCACAUUCUUCAAAAUAUCUUAUUUUGUGCUCAACAGAACAAAGAAAUUCAUAUAGGUUUGGAACAACUUGAGGGUGAGUAAAUGAAGACUUUUCAUUUUUGAGUGAACUGUUCCUUUAAGCAAGUGAGAAAAUAUACUCAGGUUGACAUCUUUGGCUUGUGUGUAACAUUUACUCUUAAAUAAAGUAUUCUGCAACGUA